Messenger RNA from Pungitius pungitius (ninespine stickleback), 1261 nucleotides. RefSeq names its product progestin and adipoQ receptor family member IIIa (gene paqr3a). The transcript has 7 exons. Gene Ontology annotation, molecular function: signaling receptor activity. The coding region runs from base 209 to 1252 and encodes 347 amino acids. NCBI's taxonomy places the organism in Eukaryota, Metazoa, Chordata, Actinopteri, Perciformes, Gasterosteidae. The record is from RefSeq and is a predicted model, not a curated record. Gene Ontology annotation, cellular component: membrane.
AUGUAGCAUUAAAACCAAAUAUUGUUUAUUUGUAUUUAAUAUUGUGUCCUGUGUAAAACGGUUUUAUCUUUCUUUUUGAUCAGGCACUCCUUGGCCGAAGUCUAAGGCCCCCGUGUUUAUGACGUCACUGGUGAUUUGGAGGAUGCUGUAGCCUAAAGUUGGUGUACACUGCGUUGUGUUUAAAAUUAAUGUCAACAUAUUUAUACAAAUGCAUAGUUCGUACUACAAACCGCACAAUGGUACAAACUGCACCUACACCAAGUUGAAAGCUUCAUGUCAGGCUAAAGCGGGCCCCCGCGGUCCAGCCAUGCCUCAGAAACCCCAAAAGAGCGCCCAGACGGCCCACUACAUCGAGCUGGGAGGGUACCAGUACUGGCCCGUGCUGGUGCCCCGGGGCAUCCGCCUGUACACCUACGAGCAGAUCCCCGUGUUCCUGAGGGAGAACCCCUACAUCACGGACGGGUACAGGGCCUACCUGCCCGCCCGGCUGUGCAUCAAGAGCCUCUUCAUCCUGUCCAACGAGACGGUGAACAUCUGGAGCCACCUGCUGGGCUUCGCGCUGUUCUUCCUGGUGGGCGUGUACCACAUGGCCUCGGUGCUGCCGGCCAUGGGCGCCUCCAAGGAGGACUACGUCAUCUACUCCAUCGGCCUCUUCUGCUUCCAGCUGUGCAUGCUGUGCUCGGUGGGCUAUCACCUGUUCUGCUGCCACCGCUCGGAGAAGACCAGCCGGCGCUGGAUGGCGCUGGACUACUCGGGGGUCUCCAUCGGCAUCCUGGGCUGCUACGUCCCCGGAGUCUUCUACACCUUCUACUGCAACAACUACUGGCGGCAGGUGUACCUGCUGGCGGUCCUGGCCAUGAUCCUGGCCGUGUUCUUCGCUCAGAUCCACCCCCACUACCUCAGCCCGCAGUGGCGGCGGCUGCGCUCGCUGACCUUCUGCCUGGUGGCGGCGUACGGCCUGGUGCCCACCGUCCACUGGGUGUCCCUCACCGGGGGCUUCUCCUCUGAGCUGGUCCAGGCGUUUGUUCCUCGCGUUUUGGGGAUGUACCUCAUGGCUGUGCUCGCUCUCCUCUUCUACGUUUCCAAAGUCCCUGAACGCUACUUCCCAGGCCAGCUGAACUACCUGGGCUCCAGCCACCAGGUGUGGCACCUGCUGCUGGUGCUGAUGUUCUACUGGUGGCACCAGUCGUCGUGCUUCAUCAUGGCGUACAGGCACAGCCAGCCGUGCCCCGACGCCGCCAACCCCGCCUAGGACCCCCCC